AUGAACAACCACCAAGCGACCGCUUUGAUUCGUUCGGGACAACAGGGACGAACUGGUGAUAAUUCGACCUCUGCAACUACUGCUAAAGCGCGGGAUGUGCGCGUCGCGAACAUCGCUGCGGCGAAAGCCUUGGCGGACGCGGUGCGAACCUCCCUCGGCCCGCGAGGCAUGGACAAGAUGAUCGAAGGUGCUCGCGGGGACGUUUUGAUCACGAAUGACGGUGCGACUAUUCUGGAUCGCUUGGGUGUGCAGGAACCAGCUGCGAAAAUGUUGGUGAACCUGGCAAAGUCGCAGGAUAUAGAAGCGGGUGAUGGAACCACCACCGUCGUCGUUAUCUGCGGUGCGCUGCUUGCUGCGAGUCAGCUUCUCCUCGAGCGAGGUAUUCAUCCGACGACGAUCUCUGACGCGUACCAGUCUGCGUGCACGGAGGCGCUCCGUAUUAUCGAUUCGAUUGCGGUACCGGUUUCGCUUUCGGAUAGAGACGAACUGGUGAAACUUGCGACAACGGCACUUAACUCCAAGAUAGUUUCUCAGCAUGCGAGUUUGCUCGCACCGAUUGCUGUUGAUGCUGUUUUGCAUGUAGCCGAGCGUCGCUUCAUCGAGUCGGAAGCGACCGAAGCACCACCGCAAGCGGUGGACCUCUCGCGGAUCCGCAUUAUCAAGAAACUCGGCUCCACCAUCGAGGACUCUUUCCUCUACCCAGGACUGAUCCUGACGCAGUCGGUGGUCAAGUCCGCGGGCGGGCCAAGCCGCAUCGUGAACGCGCAAGUAGCAUUGAUCCAGUUCUGCUUGUCGGCUCCAAAAACGGAUAUUGAAAACAACGUCGUCGUGCAGGACUAUGCGGCAAUGGAUCGGAUACUACGAGAGGAGCGCCAGCAUAUCCUGCAAAUGUGCAAGAAAAUCAAGGCUACCGGCUGCAACGUUUUGUUGAUUCAGAAAUCGAUUCUACGGGAUGCGACCAACGAUUUGAGUCUACACUACCUUGCCAAAAUGAAAAUCAUGGUGGUGCGCGAUAUUGAACGGGAUCAAGUGGGAUUUAUCUGCAAGACGCUAGGUUGUGUUCCGAUUGCCGGCCUGGACACAUUCACCGCGGACAAGCUCGCCAAAGUCGACGUCGUUGAAGAGGUCGCACUUGACAGUGGGGACGAAAAGAUCGUACGUUUCGUGCAGGGUCCUGCGGCGGCAGCAACGGCUGCCGCGCUCGCGAGCAAUACCAACGGCCUCUCGAUGUUGCCCGAUGGCUCGUCGGAGCGGCCAGCUUUCUGGACGAGUUUGCCUGCUGGAACCUCGAAUCUGCCACAGACGAUGACCAUUGUGCUAAGAGGAUCCAAUCAACUCAUCUUGGACGAAGCGGAACGUUCCCUGCAUGAUGCGCUCUGUGUGGUUCGGUCACUCGUUCGGAAACGCAGCCUCGUUCCCGGCGGGGCAGCAGUCGAGACCGAAGUCAGUGUGCGUCUCGGAGAAUGGGCGAAAACGCUGAGUGGCGCCAAAGCCUACUGUGUGAAAAGCUACGCGGAAGCUCUGGAAACGAUCCCGUACACCUUAGCGGAGAACGCGGGACUCAACCCGAUCCAGGUAAUCACCGAGCUCCGGAACCGGCACGUUCGCGGUGAGAAGAGCGUUGGCAUCCAUAUUCGGCGGAGCGGCGGCGUCGUUGCCAACAUGUUGAGCGAACACGUCGUCCAGCCGACCCUGGUCAGCUCGAGCGCUUUUACCUUGGCCACCGAGGCAGCGCGAAUGAUUCUCAAAAUUGAUGAUAUUGUGGUGACUCGCUGA
Messenger RNA from Cyanidioschyzon merolae strain 10D, 1776 nucleotides. Its product is annotated as chaperonin containing TCP1, subunit 4. The record is from RefSeq and is a predicted model, not a curated record. NCBI's taxonomy places the organism in Eukaryota, Rhodophyta, Bangiophyceae, Cyanidiales, Cyanidiaceae. Gene Ontology annotation, biological process: protein folding. Gene Ontology annotation, molecular function: ATP binding; ATP-dependent protein folding chaperone; ATP hydrolysis activity. The coding region runs from base 1 to 1776 and encodes 591 amino acids. Gene Ontology annotation, cellular component: chaperonin-containing T-complex. The transcript is spliced from 2 exons.